This is a messenger RNA of Mytilus trossulus (common blue mussel), 1415 nucleotides long. Its product is annotated as purine nucleoside phosphorylase LACC1-like. The record is from RefSeq and is a predicted model, not a curated record. NCBI's taxonomy places the organism in Eukaryota, Metazoa, Mollusca, Bivalvia, Mytilida, Mytilidae. Gene Ontology annotation, molecular function: copper ion binding. The transcript is spliced from 2 exons. Bases 173 to 1330 code for a protein of 385 amino acids.
CAAAAUUUCAAACUUCCGGUUAUAAUAAAUAUGUCAAAUAUUUUAUUUAUUACGUUUUUAGAUAUGGGUUAUCGAAGAACUUCAUAGUGCUGGAAUUUUACUUCCGCAUUGAUAGUUUUGUUUGUUUACAUUUGAAUUUUGACAGCUGAGCAGAUAAUCGUCUUAUCUCAUCAUGGACAAGAAAACUAUUUUGAUUGAUAGUUUUGAUGGAUACAUAAUUGAUAAUGUUGAUGAUUUAAUUGACAGCACUAAUGACGUAUUGCUGAUUAAAAAUUCCAAAUACACUGACAACAACACAGAACAAAAUUCCAGAUUAACUGUUAUUAAAGACUCAUCCAGAUUAGGGGCAUUCUACCAAGUUAAAAUACGGAUGGAUUCAAACAUGUAUUCGGAUAUUACAAUACGUUGUUCUGAAGAAAAAGCAAAUGUAUGGUUUACGAUUUGCAAGGAGAUACUGACAACAGCAUACAAAUGGGAAAUAAAAACAGGAGAUGAAUAUGCACCAAUCUACGACGAAAGCUAUUAUACCGAAAUUCAGGCGUUCUUAUCCUCUUAUCAAACAAAAGAUGAAGUAGAGAUUUUGAAGUCAAAUAUCAUAAGCGACAAAUUUAUCCAUGGCUUCUCAACAAGGAAAGGUGGGCUUUCAACGGCAAAAGGAGUUUUAUCUUUGAAUAUGACAGCGGCUAACAUUAAACGUGAUUCGGAAAUGAUCGGUAGAGAAAAUAUACGCCGACUUGGUACGAAAGCAGGAUUCAAUCCAACAAGCUUCCUUCGUGCCCGUGCAGUCCAUGGUAAUACAGUAUAUGUUGUUGGUCAAGAAGAACCUAAAGAUGGGUAUGACUGUAUUAUAUCAAAUCAGAAAGACAUUACAGUUGCUGCACCAGGAGCCGACUGUGUAACUAUGAUAUUUGCUGACCACGCAACUCCAGCGUUUGGAGCAUGUCAUUCUGGUUGGAAAGGGACACUGGCAAAAGCUUGUGUCGAAACAGUAAAAAAAAUGCAAGAUGAAUAUGGUUCAAAAUUGGAGAACAUACGAGUAGCACUUGGACCUAGUAUUGGUCCAUGUUGUUUAGAAUUUGCAGAAGAGGAUGCAGCUUUGUUCAAAGGAAUAAACGAAAACAGCAUUAUACGAAAAGAAGGUAAAGCCAAGCCGUUUAUAGACUUGCAACUUGUGAACCGGACACUUCUAGAAACUCAUGGUAUAGCACCAUCUCAUAUAGAUGAUAAAAGUGCAACAUUAUGUACAUCGUGCCAUCCGGAGUUAUUGUUCUCUUAUAGAAGAGAUGGCAUUCCUUUUGGAAAUCAAGUUGGAUUUAUUGGACUUAAGUGAACUAAAAGAUGUUCAAAACGAACAAUUGAAAGAUGUAAUAAUAUAAUAGUAUACAAAGUUUCAUUAAAAUACAUAUUCGGUUUCA